Molecule: messenger RNA, 2376 nt
Organism: Aureobasidium musti
Lineage: Eukaryota; Fungi; Ascomycota; Dothideomycetes; Dothideales; Saccotheciaceae
Source: the annotation of a GenBank genome assembly
AUGGCUCAUCACGGUAGCUAUGACUAUGAGCAUGUCAACCCCACAAGCCCAUACGGCACACCAUUCGACGGUACACCGUCAAUCAGCAGAAGACCGUCAUACGAAUUCCAACCUUCUCCUGCUGCUAGCACUACUCGCCUAGUCGGAGGACGUCCUGACAGCCAGACCGCUGGCGGACUUCAACGUCUACGACCAACAUUGGACAAGAACCACUCUACUUACUACAAUGGCUCGUCAACAAACCUGGCCACCGAGAACGACUACAUGAUCCCUGAAAGAGAGUCUUACGAAGAUGACAAGUCACCUUACAACGUAGACGAGGAGGAUGCUUCAACUGUCACUGGCUCGACCCCUGAGUCUAAGUCCGGAUUUGACAACAGAUUCUCGACCACAAGCUCUUUUGGCAGAGAAUACACUGAUGCCGAUUACGUCGUUCGCGAGAUUGCAAAGCACGAUGAUAUCGCCCUCAUGAAGCCUUGGAAGAGAAAGUUGCACUACAUGGCUCCUCUUUUCACCAUUGCUGCGAUGGGCGGUUACUUCACCUACUACGCUUUCCGUAUCUACUUCACCGUGGAUGCACAAAGGACAAACGGCACAGUGUACGCCAUGGCUUGGUUCUUCAUCGCUGCAGAAUUUUUGGUUGCUCGUAAGUUCAAUUACUCGAAAACCGACUUUUUCCAAUUCUUACAAAAACCAGUUCCCUCGUUCUUCCAUCAAAUGUACUCCAUGCUCGCAUUCAAGGGCCGCAAGCGACCUCAACUCAGACUCGUUGGAGAGGCCGUCCCCACCGUUGAUGCCUUCAUCACUUGCUGCAAGGAAGAUGUUGACGUUGUCAUCGACACUGCCCGCGCUGCCUGCGACGUCGACUACCCUCAGGACCGCUUCCGCGUUGUUGUCCUUGAUGACGGUGCCGACCCCGAGCUGAAGAAGGCGAUGGAAGAUUUGAGCUACCAAUACCCUAACGCAUACUACUUCGCUCGUGUCAAGGUCAAGGGACAGCCUCACCACGCUAAGGCUGGUAACUUGAUUGGUGGUACUGAUUUCGUCACUAAGCUCCCUGGCGGUCCUGGCGAGUACAUUGCUGCCCUCGAUGCUGAUAUGAUUCCUGAGAAGGAGUGGCUUCGUGCUCUUCUUCCCCACUGUAUCCGCGACCCCAAGACUGCUCUCGCCUGCCCUCCCCAGCUCUUCUACAACGUUCCCGACAACGACAUGCUCGUUCAAUCGCUCGAUCCUUUCGUUCACGUCAUGGAGCCCAUCAAGGACUCUCUGGGUGUCGCCUGGUGCACUGGUUCUGGUUACGUUAUUCGUCGUUCUGCUCUCGAAUCCAUUGGUGGCUGGCCUACCGGUACUCUUGCUGAGGACACUUUCACCAGUUCCAAGCUUCUCGGCAGAGGUUUCAGGACUGCCUACGUUCACGAGGGUCUUCAAUUCGGUACUGUUCCUGAUUCCUACACUGGUCACCUGAAGCAACGCACUCGCUGGACUCUGGGUACGCUUCAGUCUGCUUUCCAACAGCGUUUCUGUCUUUACGGAGAUAUCUGCAGAGACAUGACCUUCUACCAACGUCUUUCUGGUUUCGUCUUCACCGUCGACGCUUUCUUCAAGAUUUUCCUUAUCAUCUCUAUCCUCGCCAUCCCCAUCGUUCUGGUCUCUGGCGGUAGAUUGGUCGCCUAUUCGAACAACGACCAGCUCCGCUGGCAGGUUCGUCUUGCAUUCAUCUCCUUCUUCUUGAUGCGCCUCCAGGAAUACGUCAAUUUCUUGCCCUCUGGCUACAGAUUGGCUCUUCGUGAUGGUGGUUCUAUGCUUUGGAUGGCUCCUUACCACGCUAAGACUGUCCUGGUCUCUUUCCUUCUUCCCAGCUGGCUCGGUGGUAAGCCCAUGGCUUUCACCACUUCCGGUUCCAUUAAGGGCGAUAUCAUGGAGCGUGAUGGCGCCCACCGUGCUCACGUUUUCCGCCGCCUGAAGGUCAUUCUCUGGGACUGCUCAGCUUACCAGCACCUUCUGUACAUUCUGUUCGUCAUUGCUGCCGUCACUCUCAGCACCGUUCGCGCUUUCAUGGACAACCACACAACCCAGGACAAGCUCAUCUACCUUUUGACUCACGCUCUGUUCCCUCCUAUGCUCUGGCUGAUUUGCUGCACUGCUUUCGCCAUCCCAAUCCGCUACGCCAUCCACCCUCCUACCAUGCCCGAUCGCGAGGAGCUGCUCGACAGAGACCCGAAGACUGGUGUUGCCCACCCCAAGGAGUACUGGAAGAGCCAGCGCUGGGGCAAGAGCCACUUCUGGCACGAGUUCGAGGUUCUCUUCCUCGUCGCCUACGCCAUUUUCAUUUUCGUCAUCACCUUCAUCAUCAAGGACUCGCAACUCGAGGAGUAA